Rhizopus microsporus ATCC 52813 is the source of this 357-nucleotide messenger RNA. RefSeq lists its product as uncharacterized. Gene Ontology annotation, molecular function: ribonuclease P activity; tRNA binding. The coding region runs from base 1 to 357 and encodes 118 amino acids. Gene Ontology annotation, biological process: tRNA processing. The record is from RefSeq and is a predicted model, not a curated record. The transcript is spliced from 2 exons. Lineage: Eukaryota; Fungi; Mucoromycota; Mucoromycetes; Mucorales; Rhizopodaceae.
AUGAAAAUACCUGGCAUUCAAUUAAACAGACUAAUAGAAAUAUUUCGAAUCAAGGGUGAUGCGCACACAGUAACUCCAUUAUUUGGAAUUAAGGCAAUCAAGAAUGAUUCUCAGUCAUUAAGAGCAGCCGUAGUGACAGGCAAAAAGAAUGUGAGUAAAUUAGCUGUGGUGAGAGCAAGGAUCAGACGAAGGCUGACACAUGCUUUGGCGACUGUCUCUCCUCAAUAUCCAGAAUUAAAAGGCUAUGACCUUGUUAUCUAUGGUAAACUGGCAGUAUAUAAUGAACCUUGGCCAAAUCUCAUCAAGGAAAUUAACUUGUCAUUGUCAAAAAUACAAAGAAAAAUCACAGUGAAAUAA